Hyla sarda is the source of this 1202-nucleotide messenger RNA. It is a transcript of the gene EMC10, whose product is annotated as ER membrane protein complex subunit 10. The record is from RefSeq and is a predicted model, not a curated record. Lineage: Eukaryota; Metazoa; Chordata; Amphibia; Anura; Hylidae. Bases 28 to 864 code for a protein of 278 amino acids. Gene Ontology annotation, cellular component: EMC complex. The transcript has 8 exons.
UCCGUCGCUGGAGGCCUGGUAUUGCGCAUGCGUACAGCUUUGAAUUGCCCGUCUGUGACUGUCAUGGCUGCCGUCGUGUGUGGACGGAGGAGAAACGGGGAAAUGGUCGGGUCCUCGUCGUUUUGGAGUCCGCUGUCCUGCUGUGCCGGAUAUAGUUGUCUAGUAUUUGUAGUACUUUCUAUUUCUUUACCUUCUGGGAUUCUAGGCAAUGUCUGCAGGGUGAAGGCAGGUGAUGGCAGAGAAUCGGAGAGUUGUGGAGCAAACCUGGACCUGGAGCAUUCAUUUGAGAUUGAUGAUAGCAUCAACUUUAAGAAGAGAGGCAUGCUGAUCUGGGGCUCCACUGCAGACCAGGGUGUCUCCAUCUUACAGAAGCAACUUACGGAAGAUGAAAGGAACAAAUUAAGAGAUAUUGCAAAUCUAAAUGGACUUUACAGAAUUCGGAUCCCUCGUAAACUGGGAGUUACUGAAGAGUCCCAUGAAUACGUCACGUCGUUUGUCCGAGCGUGUUCCAUGGUUGAAUCUCACCUCUCAGACCAACUCAUGGUUCAUACAGACAUUUCCGGGAACAUAGUGGGAGUGUCCAUUGUAACCCUCCCUGGGUCCUGCAGCGGUGCAGAGGUGGAAGACGUUGAUUUGGAACAAUUUAACACCACUGUCUACAUCCAGCAGCCGAUCCCAGCAGCAGUGCCUGAGACAGCGGCUUUCAUUGAAAGACUGGAGAUGGAGCAGGCACAAAAAGCUAAAAAUCCUCAGGAACAGAAAUCCUUUUUUGCUAAAUACUGGCAUAUAAUACUAGGAGGGGCACUGUUGCUAAUGUUAACCAAUUCGGCGAAAGUACCAAGGGAGCCAGGACAGCAGGCCUGAGGAACUGAAUGGAUGUACAUAAUUCCUGUUGUUCUGUUUUUGAUGAUGUCCGGAGCAUCAGAUGCCGGUAACCAAGGUGGAAAUGGCGGAGGCGGUGGCAACGGUGGCGGAAGGUGAUUGGACGUGAGAUGCAAUCUGCAGCUAAACACCGGCUGCUUGCUGCUGAAGCGUGGAAACUGCGUCAUCCUGAUCAAGAUCUGGAGGAUGCGUUUAUUUUGUCUUAAAAAAAACUUUUUUGUUUUUUUUGUUUUUUCUUAUGAUCAAAUUGUUGUUGCCGCACCGGAGACCCAAUACAACCUAAUUUAUUAACUUGUAAUCAUUUGCACUGGCUAUUUGAA